CGUACGGUUCUAAGCUUUCCGAUAAGAAUCAAAGAAGAUUCUUUUUGUUCGUUCGGUCGUUUUUUUUUUUAACGACUCGACUCGAACGAACAAUUUUUAUUUUGUUUUUCGAAGUAUUUCGAUUUGAAAAAAUACCUGAGAGGAUCGAUCCCAAAAGAUCGAUAAUACGCGGGACGUGCAAUCGGGAAAAACAAUCAAUUUCUUGGAAACUGAUUAACGUAUAUCGACGGGACGAGGGUCGGAGGGAGGACGAUUAAAAUCCGACCUUGACUGAUCGGAAAAAAGGAUCCCACUUUGAGGAAACACAUGGUACGGUGAUCGUUAUGAUGACAGCAAACCGAUUCGCGCCUUUCGUCACCCUCGUUUCCGUCGUUUUGGUGUCGACAUUUCGUCACGGCGAAGCAAUAAUAUGCUAUCAGUGCAACAGCGAGUACGAUCCAAGGUGUGGCGAUCCGUUCAAUCCGUACAGCCUUGGAACGGUAAAUUGCAGUUUUCAACCACGAUUGGAGCACCUCGAUCAUCUCGAGCCCACGAUCUGUCGGAAAAUCAGUCAGAGAAUUUAUGGAAAGGAAAGAGUCGUAAGGGGUUGCGGCUACGUUACGGAUCAAAAGAACAACGAAACCUGUUUCCUAAGAACCGGCACUCACGACGUCCGUGCGCAUUACUGCGCCUGUACCGGUGAUCUCUGCAAUUCUGCCGAAAAACGUAGACCGUCCUAUUUAUUGAACCUGGCAACCGUCGCGACUAUCAUCGUGGCGAUUCCGAGUCUUAUUUUAUCGAGUCCUUUUUCCCUACCUGUAUUGACAUCGUCCAAUUUGUCAGUAGCCUAAAUAGAGAGCAGCUGGUCGUUAGCGGCUAAUUAUCACGCCUAAAACCGAAUCAAACGAUUCGAGCCUAAUUCGACUUGUCGUUAUUCGAUGCCUGAGAAAAUUAGGGCUGCCAAUAGAGAAAAGAAGAAAGAAGGAAGGAAGGAAAGAGA
This is a messenger RNA of Vespa velutina, 979 nucleotides long. RefSeq names its product protein quiver. The record is from RefSeq and is a predicted model, not a curated record. Bases 324 to 830 code for a protein of 168 amino acids. Lineage: Eukaryota; Metazoa; Arthropoda; Insecta; Hymenoptera; Vespidae. The transcript has 3 exons. Gene Ontology annotation, biological process: sleep; regulation of synaptic transmission, cholinergic; positive regulation of voltage-gated potassium channel activity.